Molecule: messenger RNA, 1877 nt
Organism: Ricinus communis (castor bean)
Lineage: Eukaryota; Viridiplantae; Streptophyta; Magnoliopsida; Malpighiales; Euphorbiaceae
Product: syntaxin-121
Exons: 2
Coding region: 587-1594 (335 amino acids)
Biological process (GO): intracellular protein transport; exocytosis; vesicle fusion
Cellular component (GO): SNARE complex; plasma membrane; endomembrane system
Molecular function (GO): SNARE binding; SNAP receptor activity
Source: RefSeq, a predicted model, not a curated record
UCAAAUCAUUUAAAGCAAAAGUCCAAAACCACAACGCGUCUUAGAUGAACAAUAACAACAGCAGCAGCAACAAGAACUUUCAAUUUAGACCCUUUACUCGGUUCAAGAUUCAACAUCAACAUCCCCCGGUGUAGUUUCUACCUCAACAACACCUUCCAAGAUAUUUCCUUGGUUCUUUUUUUCUUUUGCCAGGAAACUUAGGUAUAUAGAAAAGAAAUGUUCAAUAAGACCCUCUCUCUCUCCACACCUUGUCGCCAAAUUGACUUAUCUAAAUAAUAAUCAUCUUGCAUCUUUUCCUCCCUUAAAAAUAAAGAGUAGUUCAAACUUGAAACUAGGAACCCAGUUGACCAGUCCCCACCUUCUUCUUCUUCUUCUUCUUCCUCCUCUAGCAGCCAGCCAUCCAAGAAAAUCCCAACCCAUCAUUUCUCUCUCCUUCUACCCAUUAAAGUCUCAUUUGUUUCCUUCCCAAGAAACCAAUUCUCUCUCCUUUUUUUUCCCCUUGAAAACUAGCGCUAAACAAGAAAAGCAGGAAAGAUCAAGAAAAACAAGAAAGAUCAAGAAAAGCAAAGGCAAAUAGAGAAAAAGGAUGAAUGAUUUAUUUUCUGGUUCGUUCUCUCGGUUUCGCAACGAGCAAGGCUCACCUGAUCACCAUGUGAUCCAGAUGACAGAAACACCAUCUACAGGUGGAGUUAACUUGGAUAAAUUCUUUGAAGAUGUUGAGUCUGUUAAAGAUGAGCUUAAAGAAUUAGAGAGGCUGAAUGAGAGUCUUCAAUCUGCUCAUGAGCAAAGCAAGACUCUACAUAACGCUAAAACUGUUAAAGAUUUAAGGUCAAGAAUGGAUGCUGAUGUUGCUCAAGCUUUGAAGAAAGCCAAGCUCAUCAAGGUCCGGUUAGAGGCUUUGGAUCGCUCCAACGCUGCUAACCGGAGCUUACCUGGUUGUGGACCUGGGUCUUCUUCCGACAGAACCAGAACCUCUGUGGUCAACGGGUUGAGGAAGAAACUGAAAGAUUCAAUGGAGAGUUUUAAUAGCCUGAGAGAGAAGAUAUCAACUGAGUAUAGAGAGACUGUACAGAGAAGGUAUUAUACUGUCACCGGUGAAAAUCCUGAUGAAAAGACACUUGAUCGCUUGAUCUCUACAGGUGAGAGCGAGACUUUUCUGCAAAAAGCAAUUCAAGAACAGGGAAGAGGAAGGAUUUUGGAUACUAUAAAUGAGAUACAAGAGAGGCACGAUGCUGUAAAGGAGAUGGAGAAAAAUCUAAAAGAGCUGCAUCAAGUGUUCUUGGACAUGGCAGUAUUGGUGCAAGCUCAAGGUGAGCAAUUGGAUGACAUAGAAAGCAAUAUGCAGAGAGCAAGCUCCUUUGUCCGAGGAGGAACUCAGCAGUUGCAAACUGCUAGAACUUUGCAGAAGAAUACCCGAAAAUGGACUUGCUAUGCCAUCAUUAUUUUGCUGGUCAUCAUCUUGUUUGUGGUGUUGUUCACCGUUAGGCCAUGGGAGAACAACGAUGGGGGCGGCGGAGGUGGUGGUGGUGGCAACAACCAGCCAGCUCCUAUUCAGAAUCCAACACCACCACCACCAUCACCACCACAAGCGUAGAACUUGAUUAGUUUCUAGCUUGUAUACAUAUAUAUUAUAUUCUUUUGUUGAAUAUGUCUAUUUAGUUUGAAACUUUGAGCAUUGAUUUUCUUGAUUCUAUACAGUUUUCUUAUCUUCACCUCUUUUUUUAAAAGACAGAAUAUUGAUGGGAAAGGGCAUAGUUUAGCAGAUCAUUUAGGACAGUUACGUUGAGAUUGGAUUGAAAGCUUAGCUUUCCUAAUUGCCAUUGAUUCUGUUGUGCUUAGGCCUUUAUGGGGUUUGAUUAUUACAUUCUUUUCUGUAA